This is a messenger RNA of Leptosia nina, 1632 nucleotides long. The record is from the annotation of a GenBank genome assembly. NCBI's taxonomy places the organism in Eukaryota, Metazoa, Arthropoda, Insecta, Lepidoptera, Pieridae.
AUGCAGGUGAAUAGUAGUAACAGCUCUUCUGGGGGAUCGCCUACAUCCACAACGUUAGAAGCAGUUGAUUAUAAUUUGCAGUUUCCAACAUGGUCGAUGGAGUAUUUAAAAAAAGCAGCCCUGCAACAAAGAUUAGUACGUCCUCGAAGUUUGGCAUGGGCUGUAAUGCUUAAUGCUAUUCCUCCACCAUCUAGUGAUAUUAUGUUAAGCAUCAAGGGACACAGGAAUUUCUACAAUGAUUUAAGGGAGAAAUUGUCAAUGGACCCUCGUGCUGUGAUUGAUGAUGAUCCACUGUCCCAGAAUGAUGAGAGCGCAUGGAAACAACACUUCUGUGACAAUGAAUUAAAAGCACUUAUACUACAAGAUGUGGUGCGGACAUACCCAGACGAAAGUUACUUUAGAGAUAAAGAUGUUCAAGACAUGAUGGUACGUGUAUUAUUCUUUUGGGCGCGAGCUCACCCUAGCCCUGGGUAUCGGCAAGGCAUGCAUGAGGUGCUAGCACCGUUACUCUUAGAGUUAUAUAGCGACCGUCAGCAAUCACAUCAUCAUGAAUUGAGUGAAACACUUCAAUAUUAUUUAGAUGAUAAAUAUUUGGAACAUGAUAGCUAUAUGCUCUUCAGCGCUGUUAUGAAAGGUCUUGAAGAGUUCUACAGUACCGGAGAUGUGGUUCCAACAUCUUGUGGUCGUCUACCGCAGACUAGGACGUUACAUAACCAGAAUGAAGCUGUGAGGUAUUUGGAGCGAGUGAGAGAGGAGCACCUGUUUCCAGCUGACCCAGAACUAGCUAAACAUCUAGCUGAUUGUAAUAUAUCAAUGGAACUGUUUGGGAUUCGCUGGCUGCGUUUGCUGUUCGGCCGCGAGUUCCCGCGUACAGAAAUACCGCAUCUGUGGAGUUUUAUAUUCUGUGACGGACCGAUGUUGCCCAACCUACACUAUAUAGUAGUGGCCAUGCUGAUUUCAAUCAGGACUGCAUUGUUGGAAUGCGACACUGGCGGUGCACUAUCACUAUUGAUGCGGCCUUCUAGUGCAUCUGCAGGCCACGUCUGCGCUCUGGCGUUGCAUUUGCGAGAUCCACGUCGAUAUCCUUCCCCACCACAACCACAUCUUAACAACAGUCAUGAGAGUGCCAUAGAUGCAGUCAAUUCUGAAUGGAGUUACGGUCAUAAUGUCGAAGAGGAAGCGGAAACCGAUGGUUCCGAGGGUGUGGCUGAAGGGGGAGACGUGGCAAGGUCCUUAGCAACAUUAGCUCUACUCAGGGCGCGACUUCCCGCAGCCGUUGCCGCGCUACAGGCGGCUUUACCCCGGCCUCCCCCGGAUGCUAUCCCGGCUUUAGAACAAAUCGCGCAGCUCUCAGCACUACUACAAUGCCGUAACCACGCCCUCAUAGAUGUAGAAACGGCCCUGGAAGCUGCUGAAAAUCAAUCAUCCUACGUAGUGGGGAAACGACAGUUAGUUCCAGUUAUGAUGCUCGCUGGCAAGAAGACAAACAAAAAAGUGAAUCCAGUGCAAACGAACCAAGUGAAAGUGAUAAAUAAAGUGAAGGAAGUCCCAUUACAAGUGUUUCAUCAGGUUGAGUGUGACAGCACCAGUGAUUUGCCCUUCCAGGACCCUCUCCGGCUAAGGACAGAGUGA